CGUGGAUCAGGCCUUGGGAUUGACCGAAGUCCGGGCGCUCCGUCGAAUCCGGCCGCACCUGAACGUCAUCCAGUUGCACGAUAUCAUCUUCGACAAAAAGUCGGGCCGCCUGUGUUUAGUCUUCGAGCUUAUGGACCUUAACAUGUACGAAUUGCUCAAAGCUCGCCAGAAGCCAUUGCCAGAAUUCAGGGUCAAAAACUACAUGUACCAGCUACUGAGCUCCCUGCACCACAUACACAGGCACGGAAUCUUCCACAGAGACGUGAAACCAGAAAACUUGCUCAUCAGAGACAAUCUGCUAAAACUGGGCGAUUUCGGCAGCUGUCGCGGCAUCAACACAAAGAGACCCUACACCGAGUACAUCUCGACGAGGUGGUACCGCCCCCCUGAGUGCCUUCUGACCAGCGGUCACUACAGCUACAAGAUGGACAUGUGGGCAGCCGGCUGUGUCUUCUUCGAAGCUCUCACGAACUUGCCGCUCUUUCCCGGAAGCAGUGAGAUUGAUCAAAUCAACAAGAUCCACAACGUCCUGGGAACGCCAAAACCGUCCGUCCUCGCCAAACUUAGGAGACAUCGGCGCUUGGUCGGCGUAGACUUCGGGUUCGAGCCUCGGCCGGGGCUGGGGCUGGCCGCCCUCUGCCCCGGGGCGUCUCCGGACGCCCUGCAGCUGCUCUCCGCCCUCUGCGCCUACGAGGAGGAGGACCGCCCCUCUUCCAAAGCCGCCCUCCGCAGCCCCUACUUCCACGAUCUCAGGUUGGCCGAGCAACGCUUCCAGCAGGUGUCCUCCCAAGGUCAGAGGACCGCCUCCAGCUCCAAACACUCCUGCCCCUCCCCGAUAUCCAGGGUGGACGACACCACUCCAGAGCUCCACACCAGGGAGAGGAAGAAGGCGCUGAUGCUUCCAAACAUGGGGAUGAAGGGGUCGAGGAGCCCUCUCCACUGCAAGACGAACCGUUCGGUCAACUUGCCCCCCAUUGCCGGCAGGAGGGCCAAGAGGAAGAAGAAG
Molecule: messenger RNA, 1006 nt
Organism: Uloborus diversus
Lineage: Eukaryota; Metazoa; Arthropoda; Arachnida; Araneae; Uloboridae
Product: MAPK/MAK/MRK overlapping kinase-like
Exons: 10
Biological process (GO): intracellular signal transduction; protein phosphorylation
Cellular component (GO): nucleus; cytoplasm
Molecular function (GO): protein serine/threonine kinase activity; ATP binding
Source: RefSeq, a predicted model, not a curated record